AGCGACGGACAGAUGGGAGCAGUUAGACAGCUGGAGACUCGGAGACCGGCACGCAGAGAGAGGGAGGGAGAGUCAGGGGAAGGAGAGAGAGAGAGGAGGGAGAGGGAGAAGCAGCCUCGUGCUCCCUUCCUCCAGACGGCCUCUCUCCUCUGUCCGAGGGAAGCGGCUGGGGCAUCGAGUGAAGAGCGACAGAGAUGCGGGCACGGAAGACGGGGAGAGGGGCCCUGCCUCGCUAGUGAGACCGAGACUCGCGGACGGACAGACCGACGCGAGGGGCAGCUCGGAGAUCUGAGCGCGGGACGGCGAGAAGCCCGCGCUGGGCUGCCAGGCUGAGCGACGGACGGCCAGACAGACAGACGUGCCCGGGGACGGACCGGCAGACAGGAGGCGGGGGCACGCUCGCUCUCCGCAGGCAGCAGGGCGGAGAAGGCGGCGGCGGCGCUCCCUGAGCGCCUCCGGAGCAGCGACGAGCAGCAGGGGCCGCGGGGUCGCCAGCUGAAGCCACCGCCGUCGCCGCAGUCCUGGCCGCCGCAGCCCUGCCAGGAGCCCCGACGACGCCGCAGAAGGCUCCUUUUACUAGCAGUUAAAUAAACCCACCAAUAAUAACAAUAAUACUAAUAACCCAAGCCAAACCAAACAAAUACAGCCAAAUCGAUCCGUGAGAAACAAUAAUAUUAAUAAAAGCCAAAAACUAAAUCAGAUCAAUCAAGGCACCGAGACGCUGGGGGGAUAUCCACUGUUCGGUCAAGGUGGAUGAUGUGUCAGGCUGUGUAAGGGAAUCGCAUGGAGAUGGGCGUUUUGAACUGUUAAUGGGGACAUGGGACUCCCGCUGUCUCUGAUCCCUCGUGUGGAUUUUCCCGGCGUAGAAGGACAGAAGCCGCUCGUAAGUCGCCAAGACCGACAGCAGAAAUUCUGCGCAAAAGGGUGUCAAAUCUUGUUAUUUUAAUUUGCAUCUGGGAGAAUGUCUGAGCCAGGAGACCUGAGUCAGACCAUAGUGGAGGAAGGCGGGCCUGAGCAGGAGACGGCCACUCCAGAGAAUGGCGUGGUUAAAUCCGAAAGUCUGGACGAGGAGGAGAAACUGGAAUUACAGAGGCAACUAGCGGCUCAGAACCAAGAGAGAAGAAAAUCCAAGUCAGGAGCAGGGAAAGGUAAACUGACUCGCAGCCUUGCUGUCUGUGAAGAAUCCUCAGCCAGACCAGGAGGGGAAAGUCUUCAGGACCAGGAAUCAAUUCAUUUACAGCUUUCCAGUUUUCCCAGCCUGCAAGAGGAUGAUAAAUCUAGGAAAGAUGACUCUGAAAGAGAAAAAGAAAAGGAUAAAAACAAAGAUAAAACCUGUGAAAAACCCAAGAUCAGAAUGUUAUCAAAAGAUUGCAGCCAAGAAUAUACGGAUUCUACAGGCAUAGACUUACACGAGUUUCUGAUUAACACAUUAAAGAAUAAUUCCAGAGACAGGAUGAUACUCUUGAAAAUGGAGCAGGAAAUUAUUGAUUUCAUUGGUGACAACAAUAAUCAUUAUAAAAAGUUUCCUCAGAUGUCGUCCUAUCAGAGGAUGCUUGUCCAUCGAGUGGCAGCUUACUUUGGGUUGGAUCACAACGUGGAUCAAACAGGGAAAUCUGUCAUCAUCAACAAAACCAGCAACACAAGAAUAGAAAAGAUGUAUGCUCAGGCUGUAUCAUUUGGAGACGAGAAACCAUCUACUUUCACUAGUAUUUUCCAAAGGGCCAAGAUCAGUCAUAGGCAGAGAAAAUCCCACGUGUAUCUGAAUGUCUUCGCAUAUGUCAGAGUAACCAGUUUACUAGCUCCAGCCAUGGUGAACAGCAUGCAGCAAACAAGACUCCGAAUUCCAAACAACCAAAGACCAGAGCAAAGGUUUUGUGAACAUUUAAAAGAUGAAAAAGGUGAAGAAUCCCAGAAGCGGUUUAUCUUGAAGCGAGAUAACUCUAGUAUUGAUAAAGAAGACACUCAGCAAAACAGAAUGCAUCCAUUUAGAGAUGACAGACGAAGUAAAUCAAUUGAAGAGAGAGAAGAGGAAUAUCAGAGAGUGAGGGAGAGAAUAUUUGCACACGAUUCAGUUUGCUCCCAGGAAAGCCUUUUUGUGGAAAACAGUAGGCUCUUGGAAGACAGUAACAUAUGCAGUGAGACCUAUAAGAAAAGACAGCUCUUUCGGGGCAACAGAGACAGCUCGGGGAGAACAUCUGGAAGUCGGCAGAGCAGCUCGGAGAAUGAACUCAAGUGGUCCGACCACCAAAGAGCCUGGAGCAGCACAGAUUCUGACAGCUCCAAUCGCAAUCUCAAGCCUGCCAUGACCAAGACGGCGAGUUUUGGGGGCAUCACGGUGCUGACCAGGGGUGACAGCACAUCCAGUAGCAGGAGUACCGGGAAGCUGUCCAAAGCAGGUAGUUCUGAGUCCUCCAGCAGUGCAGGCUCCUCAGGAUCGCUGUCACGUACCCAUCCACCUCUCCAGAGCACACCGCUGGUCUCGGGCGUGGCAGCCACUUCUCCCGGCUGUGUGACCUACCCAGAGAAUGGGAUGGGAGGCCAGGUCGCUCACAGCAGCACCAGCUACAUCCUCCUUCCACUCGAAGCUGCCACAGGCAUCCCACCUGGAAGCAUCCUUCUUAAUCCACAUACAGGUAUCUGGAUGAGGGAGUCAGAGGCUCUGUCUCAAAGUUAUCCCUGGACCACAUCUUCAUCCUUGCCAGGCCAGCCCUUCGUGAAUCCCGACGGAACCCCCGCCAUAUACAACCCCCCCACCAGCCAGCAGCCCCUGCGAAGCACGAUGGUGGGGCAGCCCCAGCAGCAGCCCCAGCAGCAGCCCUCCCCGCGGCCCCAGCAGCAGGCCCAGCCACCCCAGACGCAAAUGGCAGGCCCACUGGUCACUCAGUCUGUCCAGGGGCUGCAGGCUUCCUCCCAGUCAGUGCAAUACCCAGCUGUGUCUUUUCCUUCCCAGCAUCUCCUGCCCGUGUCUCCGACGCCGCAGUUCCCCAUGAGAGAGGAUGUGACCACGCAGUUUGGCCAGAUGAACCUGAGCCGGCAGUCCUCGGGGGAGACUCCCGAGCCCCCAGCCGGCCCUGUCUACACACCAUCCCUCCUGCCGCAGCCCACCCAGCAGCCAAGCUAUGUCAUCGCCUCCACAGGCCAGCAGCUCCCAACGGGAGGCUUCUCGGGCUCUGGCCCUCCCAUCUCCCAGCAAGUCCUCCAGCCCCCUCCCUCGCCCCAGGGAUUUGUGCAACAGCCUCCACCCACACAGAACAUCACCAGCUCAACUCAUCUCGCUCUUCUGGUCCAUACUGAUAUUCCCAGCCUACAGGACCCAGCUUGUGGCAUUCAUCAGUUGUGUGAAGUCUUGGGAGCUCAGAAAAUGCCUGUAUAUUAUUAUCCAUCUGGUCAGUACCCUACCUCAACCACGCAGCAGUACCGGCCCAUGGCCUCUGUUCAGUUCAGUGCUCCGAGGGGCCAGCAGAUGCCACAGACAGCACAGCAAGCAGAUGCAUUCUAUCUACUAAUCCGCAAUAAAUAUGAAAAACUCAUCAUUUCACAGCUAAGAAUUGACAAACUGGAACACAUUUCUCAUUUGAAUGGACGAGAUAAGCAGGUUGCCACCAGCCAGUGCUGCCACCUCCACCUUCAGCCAGAAAUAAGGCACCAUUACACGGACUUGGAAGUGUGUUCACAUUGCCUGCUCCUUGUUAUAGAACUAGGAAAUGGUUACCAGCCGCUCUUGUCUGGUCAACAGGGGUUCCAAGGCCUCAUGGGGGUGCAGCAGCCGCCUCAGAGUCAGGGCAUGAUGAGCAGCCACCAGGGAACUCCAGUGCAAAGCGUGAUGCUCUCCUACCCAACCAUGUCUAAUUAUCAGGUGCCAAUGACCCAGGGUUCUCAAGGACUGCCCCAGCAGUCGUACCAACAGCCAAUCAUGCUACCUAACCAGGCAGGCCAAGGGUCCCUCCCAGCCACUGGAAUGCCUGUGUACUGUAACGUCACACCGCCGACCCCUCAGAACAACCUUAGGCUGAUGGGCCCUCACUGUCCCUCCAGCACUGUCCCCGUGAUGUCAGCCAGCUGCAGGACCAACUGUGCCAGUAUGAGCAAUGCUGGGUGGCAGGUCAAGUUCUGAGCACUCUGGCUAUGGUACAUGUCUUCAGAUACUACUCAUGGCCUUUAAGGGAGGAGGAGCAAGGUGCGAAAACUCACUGAGGACUUAAGUAUUCACUCAAUACCCAAAUGACUGCUGCUGGUAUUCUGUAAAAAACAAAACAAAACAAAAAAAACAAAGACUAAUCCACACAUUAGCUGGUUAAUGGUGCAUAUUUCCGUCAUGUCUGCUAGGUAUGCCUUUCUAGCUUAGCUAGUGACAUGAAUUCAUCAAGGUAAGAUUUUCUCCUACCACUGAAUACCACUGUGUAGAUGAUAAUAUCCCUAAUUUGGAUUAUUAGUUUUGUACUUUGUGUUGACUUUGUGAUGCUAAAAGUAUUUAAAAAUUAUAUACUGAAAUCACAUUGUACCAAAGCUGUAAUGGAAAAGAACUGAUGAAUGGAAGGAAUAAUUUAUAUACACUAUAGAGUUUUCUUUUUUUAAUGGAUAUAUACUGUAUUGUAGUGUUUAAUCAAAAUAAAACUAUUUGACCUUAUGGAGGAAGGUCAUGUUUU
Molecule: messenger RNA, 4646 nt
Organism: Physeter macrocephalus (sperm whale)
Lineage: Eukaryota; Metazoa; Chordata; Mammalia; Artiodactyla; Physeteridae
Gene: ARPP21
Product: cAMP regulated phosphoprotein 21
Exons: 27
Coding region: 962-4114 (1050 amino acids)
Cellular component (GO): cytoplasm
Molecular function (GO): nucleic acid binding
Source: RefSeq, a predicted model, not a curated record